AUGAAUAAUACCAUGUUUAAAUCGAAGAAUGGUUAUAUUUAACUUAAAAUUGCUGUAGAGGAUAUACCUGCAAACUUUAAAAUGCUUAAACCGAAGAAUGGUUAUGCUGACAUUAAUGUUGAUGAAGAAGAUAAACCUAAUAAACUUGUUACAUUUUGUGCUUCUUAUGAUCAACAUUUUUUUGUUCAGCCACUUGAUCCUGAUUACGAACAUAGAUACACAGGUGAACGUGAACAAAUAAUCAAAAAUAAAAACAUAAAUAAAAGUGUCGAUAUUGAAUGUCCAAGAAUUAGAAUCACAAGAAAUACAAGUAAACAAAAAAAAAAUUCUGAUCCUGAUUACAAACAUAGAUUCACAGAUGAACGUGAACAAAUAAUCAAAAAUAAAAACAUAAAUGAUAUAAGUUUCGAUUUUGAAUGUCCAAAAAUUAAAAUCACAAGAAAUACAAGUAAACAAAAAAAAAUUGACAUGAAUAAUGUGGAAAAUAACAUAACAGAGAAUAGUAUAAGGUGUUCUUCUUUCAAUGACAAGAUAAAAAAUUUUAACAAAGCACAUAAGAAAAAAUUGGGAAAAAAACAAAACUUUAUUGUCAGUAAGAAGAAGAAAAAUCAUGAACAAAUGAAUGAAUAUACUUUGCUUACAAAUACAGAUACAGAAAAAAAUGCUUCGAAUACUAACACAGACAAAAAAAUAAAUAAUAAGACUAUUAAUACAAGCGAUGAAAAAAAAUCUUUGAUAAGUAUUAUAAACAAAAAUAAUAAUACUUGGACUUGUAGUAAUACAUAUGAAGAUAUAAAUCCAUCAACUAGUAUUACUCAUAAAGAAACAAAUACAUUGACUACUAAUAUUUUGACUAGCAAUGAACAUAACAAAAUAAAUAUGUUAACUACUAAUACUCAAACAAGCAAAGAAAAAAAUGCAUUUCUUAGUAAUAAAAACAAAGAUGAAAAAAUAUUGACUAGUAAUAUAAUCAAAGAUAAAAAUACUUUAAUUGCUUGUAAUACUGAUAAUACACAUGAAGAAAUAAUUACGUUAACUAGUAAUACUCUUACUCUCAAAGAAAAAAAUGCACUGAUUAGUAAUAUAAAUAAAGAUGAAAAUACUUUCACUGGUACUAAUACACCUACAAUUGUAACAUCUAAAAUUAAUAUUACACCUUCAAUUAAAAGCUGUGUGAACAAGUUUAUUGGUGUUGAGGAUGAUAUUAGAAAUAUUGACAACGAUAGCGAUCAAAAUCAUACAGACCAUCGUGAUGGAGAGCCUAAUUUGGUGAAAGAUAAUAUGAUAUCUAUUUAUUGUAAAGAAAAUUGGCCCACAAUUUUAAACAAAUUGAGUGAUCCUUUGAAAGGAAUUAAGGUGUUUGAAAGUAUUUUAUUUAACAAAGCGUAUAAACUAAUGAUGCGUCAAUCUACUAAAAAUAAAUUACAUAUUGAUAAAAUGAAAGGCCUUAACGUUAAUUGGAAAUUAAAGUUUGAAUGCUUGGCAUUUAAAAUGAAAAAAAUUAUAGAAAGUACAAAAUGUGAUACAAAUACAAGACAUACCGGUAUUCAAAAUCAAAAUCAAAUGGAUACAACAUUAUGUAAAAAUAUUGGAGUUGAAGAGAAAGAAAGCAAUUCGAGUGUAAACAAAAAAGAUAUUAAGACAACUAAAUACAAAGAAAUCAAAACAAAUAUACCUUCCACACAGGUGAUGGCAGAUACGAAUAUUCCACUAAGUACAACAGUUUCAAUAUUAAGCCCGGAAUCGUUAAAAAGUAACAAAAGAAAUUUAACCGAAUCUGACACAUGUAUUACAAGAACUAAAGCUAAAAUAAAAAAAACUCAACAUUCUUCUAUUCCAAUUUUUGAUCAUAUAAAUGUACAUAUUCCUCCAGAUGCAACAGCUUUAAGAAUAAGCCCAAAAUCAUUAUAUACUAAACAAAACAAUUUAAUUCAAUUUGAAUCUGGUAUUAAGAUGACCCAAUCUAAAACGAUUGAGUCUAAUGAACAGUCUACUUCAGUGUCUACGAAUUUAUGUCAAAAUCCACAAAGUUCGACUCAAAAUGACCAAGAAAUUGAAAUAUCUGAAAUAAUUGAAUCCAAUAUGAUUAAUUAUUAUGAACCUUCUACUCCAGCAUCCACUGAUAUAACUGUAAACAAUCCACAGGUUAUAACAACUUCAGGAUGCAAUUAUUUGUUAAGUAAUCAAAAAACUAUUUCGACACAACAUAACACAAAUAUCAAGAAAACUAAAUCAAAAAUAAUGGAGUCUACUCCUGCGUACAUUGAUUUAACUGUAGACAGUCCACCAGAUAUGAGAGCUUCAAGUGUAAACCCAAAUAUGUUAAAUGGUCAAUCAAGUUUGACUCAAUGCAAUACUCAACUUGAGUGUUAUGAACCUUCUACUUCAGCAUCCAUUGAUUUACCUGUAAAUAAUAUAUUCACUCAAUAUAAUAAUGGUAUUAAGGUGAUUUCAUCACUGUCCACUGAUUUAAGUAGUAAUAGUCCAACAUUUUCAAGUCCAUCUCUGAGGGCAAUUACUCCGAACGGUAGUCCUGCUUUGCUUGGUCGACAAAAUGUAGAGGUACUUGUGGUUCAGAAAGAUUCACAACUUACGACAAUGAAAUCAAAUAGAAUAAAACAAGCACAUUGGAAGAGCCCUAAAAACUUGACAAUAUUUACACAAAAUACUAUAUUACAUGAAAAUUCUUGUCUUCCAGUUGCAGUAAAACGAGCAUUAAAACCUAAUUUAUCUCCACCAUCUCCAAUGUUCAAUAAGCUUCUUACAAGACCGACUAGUACAAUUCUAAAACUGGAUAAAAGAAAUACAUUAAAUACACCCACCAAUAAUCAAAUAAACGCACCAUUACCUAAUGAUCACCUUUUUCGGGAAUCGAAUAAUUCAACAGUGUAA
This is a messenger RNA of Metopolophium dirhodum (rose-grain aphid), 2892 nucleotides long. RefSeq lists its product as uncharacterized. The record is from RefSeq and is a predicted model, not a curated record. NCBI's taxonomy places the organism in Eukaryota, Metazoa, Arthropoda, Insecta, Hemiptera, Aphididae.